Molecule: messenger RNA, 3975 nt
Organism: Cydia fagiglandana
Lineage: Eukaryota; Metazoa; Arthropoda; Insecta; Lepidoptera; Tortricidae
Exons: 2
Coding region: 215-2878 (887 amino acids)
Biological process (GO): DNA integration
Molecular function (GO): nucleic acid binding
Source: RefSeq, a predicted model, not a curated record
AGCCGACCCACGGACAGCGACGACGAAUGGCCGAUAUAUCAAAUGGGACUGAGUCAAUAUCCACCGGUUUAAAGAUGUGUUCGACGGAACCCUGGGUUGCUUCACCGGCGGGCGGGCUACGCUGCAGCUGCGCGAGGGGGCGGUGCCUGUGUAUUGCCGGGCGCGACCUUUGCCCUACGCGCUACGUCAGCGCGUGGACGCCGAAUUGGACGCCAUGCUGACGGCGGGCGUCAUCACACCGGUCGACCACUCGGACUGGGCUACACCGCUGGUGGUGGCGCACAAGGCGGACGGCGCCAUCAGACUGUGUGCGGACUACAAGGUUACGCUAAACAAGGUACUAAUGGUAGAUAGAUAUCCCGUGCCCAGAAUUGAUGACCUGUUAAGUAAUAUUAGUGGCUACAAAUAUUUUUCCAAGCUUGAUCUAUCACAGGCCUAUAACCAGAUUCUUUUGGAUGAUACGGCAAGAUAUACAGUGGUCAACACACAUAGAGGUUUAUUUCAAUAUAACCGUCUCGUUUAUGGAUUGUCCUCGAGUCCCGGCAUAUUUCAGAGGAUCAUGUUAAAUUUGUUCAAAAAUAUGCCCCAUGUUAUUGUUUUUCUUGACGAUAUAUUGAUCACUAGUAAAACGAUACAAGAACAUAAUCAACAUAUACAGGAGGUCUUACACAUAUUGCAAAGUAACGGGUUAAAAGUAAGAAAGGAUAAAUGCGAGUUUUUUGUAGAUGAGGUUAAAUAUUUAGGGUUUAUUAUAAACAAAGACGGCGUGAGGGUUGACACGGAUAAGGUGGCACCGAUUAUUAGAAUGUCGCCUCCCACCAAUGUUUCCGAAUUAAGGUCAUUCUUGGGUAUGGUUAACUUUUACGGGAAAUUUAUUAAGCAUUUGAGCGAUAUUCUGGUUCCUCUAUACGAGUUACUUCGCAAAGGUAAACAUUGGAUGUGGGGUGGCAGGCAGAACGACAGUUUUAUCAGAGUUAAGAAGGCCUUGUGCAGUGUGGAGGCCCUGGUACAUUAUGAUAUGCGCUUGCCUUGCCUGGUGACAUGUGAUGCGAGUGGACACGGCAUUGCAGCGGUGCUUGCUCAAAGCAGCGGCGACGGGGUUGAGCGCGCCGUGGCGUAUGCAUCGCGCGCGUUAACGGCAGCGGAAAUGCAUUAUAGUCAGGUGCAUAAGGAGGCACUGGCCAUAGUCUUUGCCAUAAAAAAAUUCCACCAGUAUUUAUACGGCCGUAAUUUUGUUCUUCGCACUGAUCACAAACCAUUGGUUACGAUUUUUGGACCCAACUGUGGUGUUCCAACAGCCGCCGCGAGUCGAUUACAACGGUGGGCAAUACUAUUAUCGGCAUAUGAUUUUACUAUUGAAUAUGUUCGUACUGAUCAAAAUACCGCGGAUGCCUUAUCUCGCAUGAUACAGGGCCAUCGCGACAACGGGGUUCUGGAACGCGACGAGGUCCCUGAACAGACGUAUUUACAUUUUGCCUCUGACGCGAUGUUGUUAGAUUAUAAGCUUCUACGUAACGAAACCUCUAAAGACAUAUUACUUAGUCGGGUGUUAAACUAUUUAAAAGAUGGUUGGCCGUUAGAGGUGGAGGUUAAAGAAUUAAAACCGUUUUUAAAUCGCAAAAGUGAACUAUAUGAAGAACUCGGGUGUAUUAUGUGGGGUCACCGGGUAGUUAUACCAGAGGCAUGUAAAGAAAAAGUGUUGCGAGAAUUACAUGAGCCACAUAUGGGUAUUGUCAAGACUAAGGCUUUAGCCAGAAGCUACGUGUGGUGGCCUGGCAUCGAUGAGGCGGUCGAACGCGUUUGCCGCGCGUGCGCCGUAUGUGCCGCGGUGGCGGACGCGCCGCCGGCCCACGAACCGCGCCUCUGGCCGUGGCCUGAACGUUCUUGGGUACGGUUGCAUGCAGAUUUCCUCGGUCCAUUGGCAGGUACUAAAUAUUUAAUAGUAGUAGAUCCACAUUCAAAAUGGAUAGAGGCAAUUAAAAUGUCAGGUACGUCAGCGAGUUAUGUAAUAGACGUGUUUAGAGAAAUGUGGGCGCGUUUCGGUUUACCAAAACAGCUGGUGACGGAUAACGGUCCCCCAUUUACGAGUACUGAAUUUCAAGGUUUUUUAACCAGUAAUGGAGUGGAACAUAUUUUUACCGCACCCUACCACCCAGCGUCGAACGGGGCUUGUGAGUCAGCGGUAAAGAUAUGUAAAAAGGUAAUGAAAAAAAGUAUGGAACAAGGGACUAAUAUGCAUACGGCGUUAUGUAGAUUUUUGUUGAACUACCAUAACACACCCCAUUACGCCACGGGUUACCCUCCAGCCAAGCUGUUGCUAGGUAGGUCACUUCGAGCCAGAUUAGACUGCUUAAAACCGGAGCUGACGUCACGGGCGCACGAGCAUCAGGAUCGCAUUAGGAAGCAGGCGAAGGGUGUACAAAGAAGUUUUCAAGUAGGAGAUUUAAUUUGGUAUAGGAAAUUCGGUACUAAUAAAACUAAAUGGUGCCCAGGGCGCAUUGUAGAAUGUCUGGGCGGUACAAACUAUUCGGUUAAGGAGGAAUCGGGAGCGGAAACGGUACAUAGGCACGUAGAUCAAAUUAGGUCGAGAGUGAUAGAUCAAGCUGGGCAAAGUAAUCCAUUUAAAAAUCUACACGAGACACCACAACAUCGAAGUUUAGCGUAUCCUUUACCCUCGCCCGGUCCGGCGGUGGGCACAGAGGUGAAUGAUGAUGAUGACGCUGCGGCUGGCAACGCACAGGCAGCGCCGGUUGAGACGCAGCCAAAUAUUACUAGGAACCCGCCCGCGGCAGGUCAAGCAACUCCGGAGUUACUGGUGGCUAACCGCCCAAAAAGAACGCGAUUUCCACCAGUAAGAUAUGGACUCGAAAUUGAUUGAAUACCUACCUUGUUUCUGUAAGGGGCCUCUGUCGUUAUUCAUUAUAGUCAGUCAAGGAGCACGUAUCAGGAAUAAUCGCUUGUCCCUUUAUAGUCAGUUUUUUUUAAGUGUACUCGACGGAAAAAGGAAAAUAAAACAGGCAUUAUGAAUAACGCAGAUGACUCACAGGAAAGAUUAUUAUUGUACCUAUUAAUUUUAAGUUACUUAUACUAUGUUUCUUUUAAUUAUGUAUUAAUAUCUCAUUAGGUAUGUGUGAAUAGGAAUUAGGUCAAACUCCUUAGAAUAAACGACUUUAGCAAUAGGAAAACAAAAGAACAUUCUGUUAUAUAUGAGUUUAAUAAUCAAAAGUAUAACACACACAAAAAACCAUGAUAAAUAACUAUGAAUAACUAGGCGAACAGGUAAACCAGUAGUUAUAUACCUACAUAAUGUAAUCUUUGUCUAAUCAUACCUACUCGCAACAUAAGUUAUGUACCCGUGUAUCAGUCAAUAAGACUAAAUAGACGAUUAAUUAUUGAUUGCAUCUUUUUGUAACUAUCUUUCAAAUCAACAUUUACAUAUUGUAUUGUACUGGUUAAGUUAUUCCCAAGGAAAUUAUUGUAGUUUUAGGGUGAAGGUAUAGGUAAAAUCAUUUUCAUAAAUGUUAUACAUACUUAGUUAUAGUUUACUUUCUUUUUUAAUUUACAGUGUGCCUUAUGUAAUAUUUUGGAACACAAUUAUUGAAUUAGACCUAGCACAUAAAUGUAGCACACUAUACUCAACUUUGAGGAUUGUUUUAGAAUAAGGGUGAAGGUGUUAUAUAUGGGUACCUAUAUUUAUAUAUCGGGAAUAAGUGGGUAGGCAGUCGCGUAAUAAAUACUUGCCAAGCAACACGUCUUUUAUUUAACAAGAUGGAGAAAAGAAUAUCUGGCCGAACUGCAACAAAGAACAAAAUGGCGUUCCCGGCAGAUAAACCUUAAAAAAGGGGAUCUGGUGGUCUUUAAAGAACCCAAUUUACCACCACUUAAAUGGAGACUCGGCCGAGUUCAGCAGCUUUACCCCGGCGAUGACGGAGUGGCCAGAGUCGCUGACUUUCUGACUUACCGAGGCGUUGAACG